Molecule: messenger RNA, 1551 nt
Organism: Perca flavescens (yellow perch)
Lineage: Eukaryota; Metazoa; Chordata; Actinopteri; Perciformes; Percidae
Product: stromal membrane-associated protein 1
Exons: 11
Coding region: 189-1484 (431 amino acids)
Biological process (GO): regulation of clathrin-dependent endocytosis
Cellular component (GO): cytoplasm
Molecular function (GO): metal ion binding; GTPase activator activity
Source: RefSeq, a predicted model, not a curated record
UGAAUGCAGCAGGGAUGAUGUUGCCUUGGAUCCAUAUUACCUUGUUAGCAGGUUGCAAGCUAGCUGAAUACACCCGGUACAGUGCGGAUACAAGGGGAUGUCACACGUUUUUUUAAUACGAACUGAGGACUUCGUGGUUUUUAUCGGCUCGACACAAGCAGGACUAAUAACUCCCAAACUUUGGCGAGAUGACGACGCGCUCGGAGCGAGAGAAAGCCCAGAAACUGAAUGAGCAGCAUCAGGCCAUUCUGUCUAAACUGCUGAGGGAAGAACACAACAAGUUCUGUGCUGACUGUGAGGCAAAAGGUCCUCGAUGGGCAUCAUGGAACCUCGGGGUGUUCAUGUGCAUCCGCUGUGCCGGCAUCCACCGCAACCUGGGUGUCCACAUCUCCAGAGUCAAAUCUGUCAAUCUGGACCAGUGGACACCCGAGCAGAUCCAGAGUAUGGUGGACAUGGGCAACAGCAGGGCCAAAGAGCUGUAUGAAGCCUACCUACCAGAGAACUUCAGACGGCCACAGACAGACCAAGCAGUGGAAGUCUUUAUCCGGGACAAGUACGAGAGAAAGAAGUACUGCAACAAGGAGGCCCUGACUGCAGCUCCACCCAAGUCCUCUAAAGCUGCUCCUCCGUCCACCUCACCGUCCUCCCAGGCUGACAGAAGCCAACAGGAGAAGGAGCGUGAAAAGAAUAAAGAGGAGAAGAAGAAGGAUGUUAAUAAAGUGGAGAAGCCCAACAACACAAAGCAGUCUGAGUGUAGAGCCAGUCCCAAGGGAAGCACAGAGCCGGCUGUGGACCUGCUGGGCCUGGAUGCUCCAGAGGGUGAUGGGAGGGGCUCAAGUGGUGCAGCACCAAUCAGCGAUGAACUGGACAUCUUUGGACCAAUGGUCUCCAACCCUCUUCCCUCUUCCAACAACACACAGCAGUCUGGUUCCAGUCCAGCACCUCCACAGGCGGACCCCUCCACCUCGUCCUCUUCCUCCUCCUCUACCUCCACCACUACCACCACAAAGGCGGAGGAGAAGAAGCUUUUAUCUAAAGACUCCAUCCUGUCUCUGUACGCCAGCAGCUCAGUGGCCAGUCAGCCGCAGAGCCAGCAACAGCCUGCUCCAGGACAAGCAGGAAUGUAUGCAGGCCAGCCUCAGAUGCCGUUCACUCCGCAGGGUUUCGCUCCAGGGAUGGGCGGAGCCGCCAUGGGCGGAGGAGGGGCCAUAAUGCCCGGCAUGGCGAUGCCCAACGGCAGCUACAUGGGCAUACAGCAGCAGGGCGGGUUGCCAGCCAACCAGAACAUUUACAGCAUGCAGCCAGGACAGCAGCAAGGACAGUGGAACAUGAGCCAGAUAACCCAGCAGAUGUCAGGCAUGGAUGUGAGUGUUGGAGGGCCGGCGCCAGCCACUUUCAGCCAGGCAGGGGCCCCUGCGGCUGGCUGGCCCGCGGCUCCACCUGCAGCUACUGGCCAGACCCUCAGCACUCAGCUGUGGAAGUGAGGAAAAGGGGGUCCGGAGGAGGAGUGGGGGAAAACGGAGGGCAGUCAUAUGGCAAUAAAAUAGUGUC